AUGCGCUUCGGCAUAGCUCUCUACUACUAUGGAUUAAAUGCAGACCCUUCACACCCGACUCCAUACUUCCACUGGGCAUUCCUCUCUUCUGACCUCCCUUGGUCCAAGAACGAUACCACCUGUUACGAAAUCGUCCGACAAGACGACUACCUGUGGAAAUGGCACUUUACUCGACCCAAUCUAGCUAAAUCGGCUAGAUUUCGGGGGAUCGUAGAGUUGGGGGAAUUUCAGGGAUCGACAAGACUGAUCGACGACAUUAUUCGGGCGUCUCAUCCUGCUAGUGUCAAGGAGUGGACCGUGAUAGGUCCUAGGGGUUGGACCUGCGCUACGUGGGUGAUGAAGCUGGCCAUUGACUUGGAGGAGCGGGGGUAUUACGACUUCCCUGAUGGCGUCAGUGUGCAUAAUCUUUAUAAGACGGUCCUCGAGAAAGGCGCGCUCUUGAGAGAUCUCAAAGGACUGACCUUGAUCCCUGUCCUGCCUCUGGUGAGUCUAGUGCGCGCGAUCUGGCCUUAUUAA
This is a messenger RNA of Guyanagaster necrorhizus, 516 nucleotides long. RefSeq lists its product as uncharacterized. The transcript has a single exon. The record is from RefSeq and is a predicted model, not a curated record. Lineage: Eukaryota; Fungi; Basidiomycota; Agaricomycetes; Agaricales; Physalacriaceae. Bases 1 to 516 code for a protein of 171 amino acids.